Penicillium brasilianum is the source of this 1068-nucleotide messenger RNA. The record is from the annotation of a GenBank genome assembly. Lineage: Eukaryota; Fungi; Ascomycota; Eurotiomycetes; Eurotiales; Aspergillaceae.
AUGGCUCACAUCGCGCCCUUGGCCCAGCCGAUUACCCUCAAACUUUCCGGAAAGGUGAUCAAGAACCGUCUUUACCGCACUCCUCUCAGUGAAUACGCCUCGACCUACGACGAUGAGAACGUUGAAAAUUGCGAGCUUGCUGAUGGUGGCGCGGGCCUUAUUUGCACUGGAAACAUCCCAAUCCACCGUGAUAACCUUGAGAACUACAACAACGCCGUCCUCGAUAUCAACAAUCCCUGGGACCCGGUGGAAGCCUUCCGUCCUGCCGUGCAAGCAGCAAAAUCUCGAGGGGCACUGUUUCUCCCACAGUUGCAAUUCCCCGGCCGGCAGGUCCCCGAAUUUCUGAAUGCAAACCCAAAGUCCUCGUCGAGCGAGCAGUUGCCGCCUUGCUUGAACAAUACAUACGGGAAGCCGAGUCCAUUGACCAAGGCCGAUAUUGAGGAUUUGAAGAGGCGCUAUGUCUGGGCUGCACAGGUUCUAGCUAAAGCUGGAGCUGAUGGGAUUAUUUUGCAUGCUAGCCAUGGUUACAUCAUGCAGCAGUUCCUUUCUCCGUUAAUCAACAAGCGAACUGACGAGUACGGAGGACCUCUCGAAAAUCGCGCCCGUUUCAUCCUCGAGGUUGUGAACGCCGUCAAGGAGAAGCUUCCAUCGGAUAAAUUCGUCAUUGCUGCCAAGCUCAACUGUCAGGACUUCAUCGAGGGAGGUACAAGCUUUGCCGAACAAUGCGUCGUCAUCAAGUGGCUUGAAGACGCGGGUAUUGACUUCUUCGACAUAUCUGGCGGAACAUACGCUUCGCCUGCGUGGAGGGGAAACAUCAUGAGGGAGCUUACCGAGCGACCUUCGCAAAAGAAAAGAGGAAGCUAUUUCAUUGAAUGGGCUCAAGAGAUGAAGAAAGUAUUAUCGAGAGCCGUGAUCGGAACGACUGGGGGCUGGAGAGAUAGUCUUCGGAUGUCUGAGGCAGUUGAAAAUGGAGAUAUCGACAUGAUUGGCUUGGGCAGACCUCUUCGAGAGGAUCCGUUUUUUGUGAACAAAGUCCUUCGGGGUGAAGUCAGAAGGGGCAAUCUCUAA